AUGGAACAAGAUAAAGUAAUAGAGAUAAUCAAACAAUUACAAUUCUAUCUAUCUGAUAGUAACCUAUAUAAAGAUAGAUUCUUAUCUAAACUAGUUGAAAAUAGUAAUCAAGGAUGGAUAUCAAUUGAUCAAUUAUUAUCAUUUAAUAGGAUGAAAGAAUUAAAAGUAACCAAUGAAUCAAUCAAACAAGUAUUUCAAAAUGAUCUAUUCAAACAACAACAAGGUGAACAAGAAACUGGAGUAACAGUCAAUCAACAAGAGACAAUGAUUAAAAGAAAUAUACCAUUCCAAGUAAAUCAACAAGUAUUAAAUGAAAUUGAUUUAAAAACAAUUUAUAUUGAACCAAUAUUGAUAGAGGAUACAAUUGAAAAUAUAAAAGAGAUAUUUAAAACAUUUGGAGAGAUUGUUUAUACGAGUAUACCAAGACUACCUGAUCGUACACCAAAAGGGUUUGCAUUUAUUGAAUUUACAAGCAAGGAGUCCGCCAAUAAUGCAUUGGUUGGUAUUGCAGAUUCACAUACUAGUCAAGAUCAAACCAAACCAUUUUAUAGAUUUAGAGCCAUUUCAAAAAAUGAAUGGACAAGAUUAAAAUCAUUAUAUCUUGGACAAGGAGAGACAAAAACAAAAAAAGUUGAAUCAUCAUCAUCAUCGACAUCAUCGACGUCGAUGUCAGUAGAUAUUGAUAAUCAAAAGAUUGACAAGAGAAUAUUAAAGAUUACAAAUAUAACAUUGACAACUUCCAAACCAUAUUUAUGGAAAAGUUUAGACAAAUAUUUUGAAUCAAUCUUUUUAGAUUAUAUUAGAGGUGAUGGUUAUGCAAUUUGCAAGUUUAGAUCAUUUGAAGAUCGUGAAAAAGCAAAAAAUAUCAUCCACUCUCAAUCUAUCAAUAUUGAUGGUCAAAUUUUAUCAACUGAUAUUAUCUCUGAAAAAGAAUUUUCAAGAUUUAUAAACAAAGGAAACAAACAUCAAGAUAGUUUAAAAUAUCAAAAAGAAAAAUAUAUUGAAACUAAACAACAAAAUGAAAAUGAUAAUGAAAAAGAUGAUAAUACAAAUAAUAAUAGUAAUAAUGAUAAAUUAAAGAAAAAAAGAAUUAGAAAAAAAAAAGUAAAAUCUUCCACUGAUCAAAUUGUCGAUUUUGAAAAUGAUGAACAAUAA
Cavenderia fasciculata is the source of this 1155-nucleotide messenger RNA. RefSeq lists its product as uncharacterized. Gene Ontology annotation, cellular component: nucleus. Lineage: Eukaryota; Evosea; Eumycetozoa; Acytosteliales; Cavenderiaceae. Gene Ontology annotation, biological process: RNA processing. The record is from RefSeq and is a predicted model, not a curated record. Bases 1 to 1155 code for a protein of 384 amino acids. The transcript has 4 exons. Gene Ontology annotation, molecular function: mRNA binding.